UUGACCCUUCUGAUUAUCAUGGUAUAAGCUUAUCUAAAAAGUAUCACAAAACCAAAAAUUGGAAGAUUACCAAUGUUAGAACACACAAAAAAGGUUCCUACUAAGUGUCCAAUAUGUGGAAAAAUUAUUUCAGUUCAAAGACAAUUGAAGUAUCAUAUAUUCUAUCACACGGGUGAGCGCCCCUUUAAAUGUUUGACAUGUGACAAAACCUACAUUUACCAAUAUCAAGUAAAGAGUCAUGUGUUGACACACUCAGGAAAGCGUCCUUAUAAGUGCAGUUUUUGUGGAAAAUCCUUUGUAUUCCAAAAAAAUUUGAAGUUACAUAGAAUGUCGAUUCAUACAGAAAAGAAGCGAUAUAAGUGCACUACAUGUGGAAAAUCCUUUGUAUUUAAAUGCAAUUUGAAGUCACAUACACGGGUUCAUACAGAAGAAAGACCUUAUAAGUGCACUGUAUGUGGAACAUCCUUUUUACGCAAAGAAUAUUUGACGGCACAUUCACGGAUCCAUACGGGAACGAAACCUAGACCUCAUAAGUGCACUACAUGUGGAAAAUCCUUUUUAUGCAAAAGCCAUUUGGAGUCACAUACAAAGGUUCAUACAGGAGAGAGACCUUAUACCUGCACUACUUGUGGAAAAUCCUUUUCAUUCCCAGGCAAUUUGAGAUCCCAUACACGGGUACAUUCAGAAGAGAGACCUUAUAAGUGCACUAUAUGUGGAAAAUCCUUUUCAUUCCCAGGCAGUUUAAAGUCACAUAAACGGGUCCAUUCAGAAGAGAGACCUUAUACAUGCACUACAUGUGGAAAGUCCUUUCUAUCCAAAAGCAAUUUGAAGGAACACACACAAGUUCAUACAGGAGUGAGACCUUAUAAGUGCACUAAAUGUGAAAAAUCCUUUACAACCAGAAGAAAUUUGAAUUGUCAUACUCGAGUCCAUACAGGAGAAGGACCUUAUGAGUGCACUAAAUGUGAAAAAUUCUUUGUACACAAACACAAUUUGAAGACACAUACUCGGGUUCAUGAAGAAGAGAAACAUUAUAUUUGUACUACAUGUGGAAAGUCAUUUCAUCACAAAAUAGGUUUGAACUCACAUAUACUGACUCAUACAGGAGAUAAACCUCAUAAGUGUUCUACUUGUGGAAAGUCCUUUUCAACCCAAAGCAGUUUGAAGUCGCAUACAAAGGUCCAUACAGAAGAAAGAUCUUUUAUAUGCAGUAUUUGUGGAAAAUCCUUUACAUGCAAAAGCUAUUUGAAGUCACAUACAUGGGUCCACAUAAAAGAGAAACCUUAUAAAUGCACUACAUGUGGAAAAUCCUUUAAUUACAAAACAAGUUUGAACUCACAUAUACUGACUCAUACAGGAGAUAAACCUCAUAAGUGUUCUACUUGUGGAAUGUCCUUUUCACUCCAAUGCAAUUUAAUACGACAUACACAAGACGUCCAUACAGAAGAAAGAUCUUUUAUAUGCAGUAUUUGUGGAAAAUCCUUUACAUGCAAAAGCUAUUUGAAGUCACAUACAUGGGUCCACAUAAAAGAGAAACCUUAUAAAUGCAAUACAUGUGGAAAAUCCUUUGCAUCAAAAAGCAUUUUGAUGAAACAUACACGGGUUCAUACAUGAAUGAAACCUUUCAAUAGCAAACUAUGUGUGAGAAAUCUUAAACAUCGUAAAGAAAUUAUAACAGACAUUGUUUUAAUU
Macrosteles quadrilineatus (aster leafhopper) is the source of this 1692-nucleotide messenger RNA. Its product is annotated as gastrula zinc finger protein XlCGF57.1-like. Gene Ontology annotation, cellular component: nucleus. Gene Ontology annotation, molecular function: DNA-binding transcription factor activity, RNA polymerase II-specific; RNA polymerase II transcription regulatory region sequence-specific DNA binding. Gene Ontology annotation, biological process: regulation of transcription by RNA polymerase II. The record is from RefSeq and is a predicted model, not a curated record. Lineage: Eukaryota; Metazoa; Arthropoda; Insecta; Hemiptera; Cicadellidae. The coding region runs from base 73 to 1614 and encodes 513 amino acids. The transcript has a single exon.